AUGCUCGCGGGGCUCACAGCGCGCUACUCGAGGGGAGCCGCGGCCGCGCGCUCCGCCGUCGCGCGAUGGUGCGUCUACCGGCUUGAAGCCGGCUGGCUAGCGGCCACCGCCGAGUACCGCACGUCGCGCGGACCGCGUGAUUUACCUUUACCUCCCCGUUCCGCGCAAGUCGACCCGAUCGGGGUCUGUGGAUUAUUUCCCCGUUCCCCUCCCCCUCCCCCUCCCCCUGCCAUCGUCCACUCCACCCCACCUGCCAGGUCUGCCGUCUCAGCAACGCUUCUCCCAACCGCACAUGCGCCACCUGCCUCACCCAUCCUCCCUCCUCCCGCACCCCCCUCCCUCUCCACACCCACCUCCACCACUCCCCACCCCUCCCCGCCUCUCUCCUCCUCCUCCUCUCCCCACUAUUCCCUCUUCACUCAAACCAUCCACCCCCUCAUCCCCGCGCCUCUCCCCACCUCCUCCUCCAUCACCCCCACCUCACCCGCCCUCCCCUUAACCCCCACGCGCACCUUCGUGCAGCUGCGCACCAACCUACAAGUCGCCGACAACUCGGGAGCGCGCCGCGUGCAGUGCAUCAAAGUCCUGCGCGGGCGCGCGCCCAACGCGGCAGGCCUGGGCGACGUGAUCAUCGCCUCAGUGAAAGACGCGGAGCCGCGGGGGAAGGUGCGCAAGGGGGAGGUAGUGACGUGCGUGGUGGUGCGCGCCGCCACGCACCACAAGCGCAAGGAUGGGACCGAGGUGCGCUUUGAUGGGCCGGCGGCUGUGGUGAUCAGCAAGGCGGGGGAGCCGGUGGGGACGCGCGUGUUUGGGCCGGUGCCUCAUGAGCUGAGGGCGCGCAAGAUGCUGAAGCUGCUCACCCUUGCACAGCACGUCAUAUAA
This is a messenger RNA of Closterium sp. NIES-65, 882 nucleotides long. The record is from the annotation of a GenBank genome assembly. Lineage: Eukaryota; Viridiplantae; Streptophyta; Zygnematophyceae; Desmidiales; Closteriaceae.